GUGGCGGCCCUUCACUUAGCCUCUGAAAAACUACAGCACACAGGAGCGGAAGUGAAGCGGGCCUGAGUCACAGUUCAACAACAAAAAACGUGCGUCCAUAGCCACGCGCCUGGGCUGAACAUUUGAGAGGAACAAGUUGUGUUAAAAUGCUCAGAGACAUCUCUUCAUCGUCCUCAUCGUCAUCCUCCGCCUCCAGCGAAGACGAGGGGCCCACUCCAGAGUCACACACGAACCCAGAUCCCACAGAGAGCAGGAGCACCAGCUUCCAGUGCCCCGCAGACUUCGUGUCCUUCUCUUACAAAUCAUGCUGCUCCACUGUGAAGGCCAAAGGCAGCUCCGAGCUGUGGCUCAUCAAAGCUCCUGCAAGCUUCGACCCACACAGUUUCAGUGGACUCCAGCUGCCCCUGUGUGGCCUGCAGACGCUCCGGGUCCCAUCUGGAGAGGGGGCAGAGCGCACCUACAGUGUCCUAGGCUCCUCCCACUGCAGCCCCGAGCUCCGUGUCCUCACCUCCCCCAAGAACACCCCUCACCCUGCCUCGCUCGCGUCCCCCUUUACUGGACUCAUCAGCAUAUGCGAGAGCUACGGUGACCACAGCGCCAACUCAGCUCUCCACGUGAUCCCUGCCAUCCCACCGCCCUCUCUGCCCCCUGGACUCAAACAACGCUUUCAACACUUUGCCUGCAGGACCGCCCCUCAGCCAGCAGAGGGCGGAGCAGGGAGAAAGCGGAGGAGAGAGAAGAGGAUGAAAACAGAGCCAGAGGAAGAGAGUGUACGGGCAGAGUUGGACGCACUGACCAGUGUAAAGACAGAGGUCAAAUCUGAGCCUGUGGACCCACAGUAUGAAGAGACCGACAGGAAGAGGAAGAAGAAGAAAAAAUCUAAAAGUGAUGACUAGUCUAGUGCUACUAGUCUAGUUCUGUGCGUGUGUGUGUACUUUGUGCACUGUGGUAGUUUUCCUCUGUCAUUAAACUUUUGACACAAUCAA
Messenger RNA from Boleophthalmus pectinirostris (great blue-spotted mudskipper), 986 nucleotides. It is a transcript of the gene polr1g, whose product is annotated as RNA polymerase I subunit G. The transcript is spliced from 3 exons. Bases 147 to 896 code for a protein of 249 amino acids. Gene Ontology annotation, biological process: transcription by RNA polymerase I. NCBI's taxonomy places the organism in Eukaryota, Metazoa, Chordata, Actinopteri, Gobiiformes, Gobiidae. The record is from RefSeq and is a predicted model, not a curated record.